GUUCUCGCCGAAAAAUCCAACAAAAAUACUCCCAGAAUUUCCCGUAUGAUAAAUAAACAACAGAAUCUCAAACAUCAAACUUCAAAUUUUCAGGUAUUCUGUCCAUCUUUGCAAACAUAAUCAUCAACCCCUCCCACUGUCUUAAGGUACCCUAAUCUCUUGGUUCUUCCAUCAUCCCUCAUCGUUGCCGAUUUCUGAUGCUGUUGAUCGCUGUGAAUUGAUUGAUUCGAAUUGGGUUUUAUGAUUUUCAUGGGUUGUUGAAGAAUUCACAAUCUGGGUAGGGGUUCGUUUGAUUCUUGAAUUUGAUUGCACGACUUUGAAUACAAUUGAAAAUCCGUUCAUUUAUAAUUGACUUUUGGUUUGAAAUAAGUUACUUGUUUCAUACACAACCUGGGUAAAGUCUUUUAGGGAAUUGAGGUCAUUUUUUUUUUAUAAUUUCUUGACCUGCUUGCUUUGUGGUUCUAUCAACUCCACUGUUCCGUCUGCCGCCCCCUUGAUCGCACAAAAAACCAUGCUUAUUUUUCAUCUCUGAUUUUAGGGUUUUAUGAUUGUAAACAGCAUGGUUUUAAUUUUCUAAAGGAAUCAUAAGCUGGGAUUACCAUGUUGAUUUACUGCUAAUUAUGUAACUAAUAACAUGUUCUGAUUCUUGUUGCUUCAUUUUGCAAUGUUGAGUAUGUUUGCUUAAAAGAAACAGUUUUUGCUGAAUGUGUACAUGCUCUAUUUCAGGUGGUUAAGGACAUUUGAUUCAGUACCCACCUGAAGUAUUAAAGAGUAGAUACAGAGGUGAAUUGGACAGAUAGAGAGGGUCUAUCUGGUUCGCAGAGCCAUUGAAAUUUCUGCGAGCCUCAAGUCCUCUCUUAUAUUUUUGGGUGUACUCCUAGUGCAUUUGGUACAGGGUUACAUAAGCGAUUCAGCCCUCUCUUAUAUUUUUUGGGUAUACUCCUAGUGCAUUUGGUACAGGGUUACAUAAGCGAUUCAGCCCUCUCUUAUACUUUUGGGUAUACUCCUAGUGCAUCUGGUACAGGGUUACAUAACGAUUCAGUUGAAUUAAGGUCAUCGUUAUGGGUGCUGUUUGUUGCUGCUUGCGUGAUGAGUGUGAAGAUUAUGUUAAUCCCAACAGUUCGAUAUACCGGAACUGCAUUUGUCUUCGAUGCUUUCUUCAGAAUUUCUUAUAUAUGUACACAUCGUUAUUUCAAAGAGGGGAAGAACAUGCCAGGCUUCCGAGCCCUUCAUCCAUUCAAGGGACAACAUCUUUUAGUUCCUCAGCCUCACUUGACAACUCUCUAUCUGGGGUGUAUCGUUCUCCUCCAAGACCCUUGCCUUAUGAUGUUGAUCCUAGGUAUAUUCGUCUUCAAAGAGAUGGACUGGUCUCAAGAAGGGAGAAAGGUUCAAGUCGCUCACAGGAGGAAGGUGAACCAUUAAGAGGAAGUGAUAGUGAUACUGAUACAGAUCCUUUAUGUGCCGGAAACAAAUGGAAUAGCUCAACCUGUGAAGAUGGAACAAAAGGCUCACAGAUAAAGGCGUCUCUGAAGCUUUCAACCCCAAAAGAGACAACUGGAUUUGCACAUAUAUUUUCUUCAUCAGAAGAUGAAGAUGUUUGUCCAACAUGUCUUGAAGAAUAUACUACAGAAAAUCCUAAGAUAGUUACGAAGUGUGCACAUCAUUUUCACCUUGGUUGCAUAUAUGAGUGGAUGGAAAGAAGUGAAAGCUGCCCAGUUUGUGGCAAGGUGAUGGCAUUUGACGAGGCUGUUGAGGCUUAACCCGAAGGUGUUUCUGCUGUGAAUGAGACCCAAAAAGAAUUCAAGACGGCAAAAGAAACCAAGAAAACAGCUUGUAAAUUCUUUGUGAAUAUCCACUGUUAUCAUGUAAAAAAAACGGAAAAUUGGUCGAUAUAAGCUCCAUCACAAGCUGCAUUUUCUUGUGAUAAAUAUUGAUUUUUACUGGUUAUAAUUUCUCAUGUUCCCUUCAGAGAUGUUCCAACAAUUGAGGAAAAUUCUUGGAUUCAUACAGAAAAUAGAUGCUCAUUACAGGGGAAA
This is a messenger RNA of Cynara cardunculus var. scolymus (artichoke), 2036 nucleotides long. Its product is annotated as E3 ubiquitin-protein ligase At3g02290. The record is from RefSeq and is a predicted model, not a curated record. Gene Ontology annotation, molecular function: ubiquitin-protein transferase activity. The coding region runs from base 1062 to 1760 and encodes 232 amino acids. Lineage: Eukaryota; Viridiplantae; Streptophyta; Magnoliopsida; Asterales; Asteraceae. The transcript has 4 exons.